AUGCAUUUCUCUCUCGCUGUCCCAGUCCUGGCUCUCACCACUGGUGCCGUCGCCAAUGUCGUCACUGAGACUGUUACUGCCUAUACUACCUACUGCCCCGAGGCUACCAGCUUCUCGCACGGCAGCCAAACCUACACUGUCUCCAGCGCUGGCUACCUCACCAUGACAAACGGUCCUUACACCGUCACUCGCCCACUGCUCACUGAGACCGUCACCCAGUGUAACAAGUGCUCAUCCACCCCCGUCAUCUCAGCCUCAUCCACCCCCGUCAUUUCAGUCUCAUCCACCCCCGUCAUCUCAGCCUCAGUUUCCUCAAUUCCCCUCAUCUCCACCCGUGUCGCAGCUGCUUCUACCCCUCUCGUUGUCGCCAGUGGUUCUAGUGGCUCUGGUUCCGAUGAUUCUGGUUCUGGUGGUUCCGGUGCCUCUUCUACCGGCACCUCUGGCGCUGGUGCUACAGGUGCUUCUGCUACUCCCGUUUUCAACGCCGGUGCUAUGAAUGCUGCUACUGGUGCUGGUGCUGCUUUGUCUGCUGUCUUCGGUGUUGUCGCUCUCCUGCUGUAA
Messenger RNA from Penicillium taxi, 561 nucleotides. Its product is annotated as putative GPI anchored protein. Gene Ontology annotation, biological process: fungal-type cell wall organization. The record is from RefSeq and is a predicted model, not a curated record. Gene Ontology annotation, molecular function: structural constituent of cell wall. The transcript is spliced from 2 exons. Bases 1 to 561 code for a protein of 186 amino acids. NCBI's taxonomy places the organism in Eukaryota, Fungi, Ascomycota, Eurotiomycetes, Eurotiales, Aspergillaceae. Gene Ontology annotation, cellular component: fungal-type cell wall.